UGGACUUCCAGCUGAAGUCAUUUAUGUUCUUACACUUCAGGAAGUUAUAAUGUAACGACGCAUCAUGAAGCAGUUCUGAGGGAUUUUUCUGACUAAUUGCAAGGAAAUACAGGCACAGAAAGUCAAUAAACAGAAGAGGCUGAGAAUGUGUUUAGAGUGUAGGAAGGCCCGUUCCCGUGCGGCGGCUCAAAGCAGACGGGAGAAAGAAAGCCAACUGUUCAGAGAGUUAGCAACCCUGCUACCUCUUUCCCCAUAUGAGGCAGAUCAGUUGGAUAAAGCCUCUGUCAUUAGAAUCACUAUCUCCUACCUGCACCUCAGAGCUUUGCUGGGGAUUUCUGACUCCACUGCAGUAGAAGCUAUGAUGCAUCCUGUUUCAGAAAGUAAGGUGGACCUGCCCGAAGAAAUUGAGAAGUGGUUUCUAGAUACACUUGAAGGAUUCCUGCUCUUAAUGUCAUUAUGUGGCAAGAUCAUCUUCAUCACAAAGGAUGUUGUCUCUCAUAUAGGAAUCAAACAGAUGGAUUUGAUUGGCCGGAGUUUGUUCGAUUUCAUUCAUCCCUCCGAUCACAAGGAGAUGAAAGAGAUUCUUACAAGGAUAAUAGGGAGUGAAGGCCAGCAGAAGUGUGAGGUUUUCGUCCGAAUCAAAGGUGCAGUCAAAAACAUGCUGACUCCCUGGCAGGUGAUUUACUGCACUGGAAACAAAACAUCAUCUUCUAUUCCAGGAUCCAGCUAUCUGCUUCUCCUGUGCAGAUCAUUACCUGUGCAAGAAGUCAUUGAGAUGGAGGCUCAUCUAAAUUUCAAAACAUUCCUGAGCAUCCAUGAGCCUGACAUGAAGUUCACAUACUGUCACUCUGGGGUCUUGGAGUUGACUGGCUUUAGUGACGUUGAGCUGUAUGGUCAGUCUGUGUACCAGUACUAUCAUCCAUCUGAUUGUCAGCAUGUCUUCAAUGCACACCUCUGCUUGUUCUCAAAAGGCCAGGUGUACACUGGGAAAUAUCGGCUCCUACAGAAGCACGGUGGCUACGUUUGGGUAGAGACGGACGCUGCGGUUGUGUACAACGUUCACACGGGGAAGCCAGAGAAAAUUGUAUGCAUCAACUAUAUUAUAAGUGGAGUGGAGCACCCAAAUGUGGUGUUUUCAUUGGAGCAGAAAAAGUCCCUGCUGAAUGCCUUCCAUGUACCAUACACUACAAUGAGACGUAAUGAGACCGAUCAGGCAACAUCUACAACCACCGACAAGGACUCCAGCUUUGUGGACUUUCCUUCUGAGAGAGGCGAACCAACCAACAGUACUGAGAUUUUGUGCAGGACUGCUUUGUAUGGGUCACAUUCCAACGAAAUGUGUGAGCUGGAUUUGGAUAGUCUAGCCCCAUACAUCCCCACACAUGAGGAGGACUUCCAUUUAACUCCUAUUUUAGAUGGAGUAGGAAAUGAUUCGGUAUUAAAGAGAAACCCGCCCUCUCUCAGGGAGACAUGGUUAACUCUGGAACAAAAACUGCCUACAGAUUCAGAAGCAGUCUGUUUCCACAGGCUGAACACGAACAAGAACUCUACGCUUAUUUCACCAAGCCAGUGGCAUGACAGCACACACAUAACGAACACAAAACAACAGACCAAUCACCGGAUAGAUGCCUCUCAACAUCUAACUAAAACUUUCUCAGAAAACUUUGACGGAACAGCCUGGACUUGUCACGCCAGGUUGUCAUGGUGUCGUCCGGGAUCUUCACCACAACAUAGCAACCACAACACAGAGGGAAAAAAGCCCUCUGUGUUAGUUAACUUGCCUGUACUGAGCAGGUGGGAAUGUGAAGUGAACGCGCCUCUUGGUCCUACUUCACAUUUACUUCAAGGGACUGAACUCACCAAUGUUCUGGAUCAGGUUGCUUCAGGAGUGUCCUGGUACUAAAGAAGGCCUUACGAAAUGUUUAAAAUUGAUGUGUUUAGAGCCAGAGGUGUUACAUUUCAACAUUACAGUUACAUUAAGGGUAAUUCCACAAUUGAGGUUCAAUUAGUGUCUUGCUUAAUAUUCCAUUACUAAAUCCGGAUUUAAAUUUAAAACAGAAUUCAGACAUACAACUUACAACAUUACUAAUACCCGUAUCUAGAACGCUUUUUUUUCCCUGCCUGUCCCAGCCCAUUAUAAUUACAUUUUACCUAGAAAUUAGUGUGAUUUCUGCUUAUCCUUUAUGAGUUAUAGGAUAUAGUGCUUACAUUAUAAGAUAGGAAGCACAUACAGUACGACUCCAUUACAUGAGCACAUUUAUCCCUGUGAAAUAGCUGGAAUAUUCCCCAUGUCAACAGGAAGUGGGAAUUUCCUGAAGAUCAUGGGAAGAAGAAUACAGUCGUUUCGUUCUUUUUCGGUAAUUGCGACAUUGACAAGAUUUUUUAAAAGUAAAACCUUCAUAUUGAAGUUAAAUCACUGAAGAA
Messenger RNA from Tachysurus fulvidraco (yellow catfish), 2424 nucleotides. RefSeq names its product hypoxia inducible factor 1 subunit alpha, like 2 (gene hif1al2). Lineage: Eukaryota; Metazoa; Chordata; Actinopteri; Siluriformes; Bagridae. The transcript has 14 exons. The record is from RefSeq and is a predicted model, not a curated record. Gene Ontology annotation, molecular function: DNA-binding transcription factor activity, RNA polymerase II-specific; RNA polymerase II transcription regulatory region sequence-specific DNA binding; protein dimerization activity. The coding region runs from base 146 to 1903 and encodes 585 amino acids. Gene Ontology annotation, biological process: regulation of transcription by RNA polymerase II; cellular response to hypoxia.